CGACGCGAUUCGCCGGAGUAGUAUCGGCCGAUAUUGUUGUUGUCAGUGUGCCACAGCCAACCGAGGGGGGAACAACGACACAUCGUUUUCAGGAUAUAAUAUAUAUGUUGUAUAAAGCCCAAAGUUUCAACGAUUUUGUCGCAGAUAAAGAAUAGUUUGACAGUUUAUUUUAAUUUUAUUCCUCCCACCCGUCCCUUCCCGCGAAAAACAUUAUCUCGUGAUUCGACUCUCGGAGGAAAUCGGUAUCACAUUUGAAAGUCGCGAAAAUCAUCUGUACAGGCGGGCACCCGUGGUAUUUCAAUCGAAAAAGUGCUUUUUGAAAAACCAAAAGUAAAAACAAAAAGGAGAAGAAGAAAAAAAAACAUUUGCGCGGCAAGUACCGAGGAUCAGUAGAGCCGGACAUAAAAUUAAGAGUAUAGCAGGCAGUAGCUCCGUACCUGCGUAUAUAUGCAUCAGCCAUGAACCUGUCAUUCGCUGGCUGUGGCUUCCUAGGCAUUUACCAUGUCGGAGUGGCCGUUUGUUUCAAACAGUACGCGCCCCACCUGCUCCUCGACAAGAUAAGCGGCGCCUCGGCCGGGGCCAUAGCGGCGUGCUGCUUGCUCUGCGAUCUGCCCAUCGUUGAAAUGACGGCCGAUGUCCUCAAAUUGGCCAAAGAAGCGAGAAAGGGCUCCCUCGGUCCUUUCCGGCCCUCCUUCAACGUGCAGGACAUCCUCCUGGAGAGCUUCCAAAAACUCAUGCCGGAGGACGUGCACACCCGCGUGAGUGGAAAACUUCACAUAUCCCUUACCCGAGUGUACGACGGGAAAAACGUGAUAGUCUCGCAGUUCAAUUCCCGAGACGAUUUGGUGCAGGCGCUGCUCGCGAGUUCCUUCAUACCGUUUUUCUGCGGCUUACUGCCUCCGAGGUUUCACGGCAUCCGAUACAUGGACGGAGGCUUCAGCGACAACUUGCCGACCCUCGACGAGAACACCAUCACCAUCAGUCCCUUUUGCGGCGAGAGCGACAUAUGCCCGAGGGACGUUUCUUCGCAGUUGUUUCACGUCAACCUCGCCAACACGAGCAUCGAGCUGUCCCGGCAAAACAUGUACAGGUUCGCCCGAGUCCUGUUCCCUCCCAACCCCGAGAUUUUGUCCAACAUGUGCAAGCAGGGCUUCGACGAUGCCUUGAGAUUUUUAACUCGCAACAACUUGAUUAACUGCAAUCGGUGCCUCGCGGUGCAGUCGACCUUCGUCGUUUCGGAGACCAUCGAGGACCCGGGCUCGGAGUACGACCCGGAUUGUUUGGAGUGCAAGAUGCACAGACAGGAAGCGUCGGUGGCCAAUCUCCCGGAGACGAUACUCAUGAUAUUUCAGGAAGCCAUCGACUCGGCCAACAAGGGUAUCGUCAAUUGGCUCUUCAAGCACAAGAGCGUCCGGCUGCUGUCGCUGCUGAGUUUGCCGUACACUUUGCCCGUCGACGUCGUCUACGUCACGUUCACAAAGUACCUCUUCAACAUCCCGAAGAUACAGAAAGUCGUCGUGGACAUGGGAAGGUACUUUUUGGAGAAUUUGAGCUUCGUUUUUCCAAACGUCAACGUCUGUUAUCAGCCGAUUCCUACGACUAUCAAGUACAGAGUGAACAUCGUGGAUUACGAUUAUGAAUCAAAUAUCUACGGCGUCGAGUCUAAUGACGAAUGUAUUUACAAGCAGCACAAAGCCAAUGUAAAUUUAACCCUCGAGUACGAUGACGCAAAAUCAUGGUCCAGUUGCCAACAGUCAACAAAUUGCGUUAUAAACAUGUCAAGCCUGACGACGCCGACAACUGAGGAAACCUUCGAGAAUAUUUUGCAAGCUACCAUGAAACAGGAAACUCUGAUGGCUUACUAUUACGUGGAGGAGGGCAAUGACGUUAGCAUUAAGGAAGUCGUCGAUGGUGAUCAGGAACACAAACUCAGGGCACUCGAAUUCGACGACAAACGGGACAUUAUGAGGAUGGCUCAACAAGAUGCCGAGAGUCACGUUAGAUGAAACCCGUGAAUCCAGGACAAUUAAUUUUGAAUCGGAAAAACAAAAGCUUAUCCCGAUUACGAAUCGUAGCUUUCAAAUUUCCUUAACGAUUGACCAAAGUGUGAAAGUAGGUUUUACAUAAGCUAGUCUAAAAGAAAUAUUUUUGAUACUGAACUGAAAGGAUUGUUUUGCGAUAAAACUAUUUUAAGUUGAAAACUAAAGAAUUGUCGGAAUGGAAGUAAAAAAAAGCAUAUCCAGUAUUUUUUUUUUUUUUUUUACAAUAUCGAGUCUAAAAAUUUUAGACUCUGUACAAAGGCUGCAGUUUAAAAAAUAUACCCAAAUAAGUAUAUUUUUAUACGUGCGAUUUUAUAGAUUAGCUAGCAUAAUUUAACAGUAAAGAUAAUAGUAUCACUGUGACAAAUUUUUAAAAUAAUCUCUAGAAUCUUUUUAGUCAAUUGUUAGUCAAAUAUUUUUUACUUGCAACUAUAGUUUUGAUGUAUUAGGACUUAUCAAGAUAGAUACUGUAGAUUUAUUAUUUAAGACGAUGUUGUACUUUUCUAAAUUCUUGAUCUUUGUUUGAAGUUAUUUUUCAGCUAUUAAAAGAAGGAACGAGUAAACCAGCACUCGUUCUUCUAUGCGCCAUUAAUUUUAAAUAAUCAAAGAGAAUAAAUAUAUAUUUUUGUAACAUAAAGACUGCGU
This is a messenger RNA of Copidosoma floridanum, 2684 nucleotides long. RefSeq names its product brummer (gene bmm). Gene Ontology annotation, cellular component: cytoplasm; lipid droplet; membrane. NCBI's taxonomy places the organism in Eukaryota, Metazoa, Arthropoda, Insecta, Hymenoptera, Encyrtidae. Gene Ontology annotation, biological process: triglyceride catabolic process; lipid homeostasis. Gene Ontology annotation, molecular function: triacylglycerol lipase activity. The record is from RefSeq and is a predicted model, not a curated record.